Molecule: messenger RNA, 2306 nt
Organism: Stomoxys calcitrans (stable fly)
Lineage: Eukaryota; Metazoa; Arthropoda; Insecta; Diptera; Muscidae
Gene: Msr-110
Product: bromodomain-containing protein 4
Exons: 8
Coding region: 210-1967 (585 amino acids)
Source: RefSeq, a predicted model, not a curated record
UGAAACUCAAUGCCCGGCCAAUUGCAGAAGUAGAGUGGCAGUCGUUGUAUUAAGACGUGUUUUGCGGAUCCAAAACCAACCAACCAUCCAACAAAUCAAGCCCAAGUUUUUUGUUCAAAAAUAAAUUUAAGAAAGAAAACAAUUUGAGUCUGAAAAAGUGUUGCGAAUUAAGAAAAAAGAAAGCCGUUUAUAAGGAGAAAUACUUUUAAAUGACCGAUAAGGAUACCGCCUCAAUGACAACAGUCCAAAUGAAGGCCGACUAUGCCGCUAGCGAGGUGUAUAGCACCGCUAGCGAGCCACCACCGCUGGGAUUUUUUAAUUUUAAUCCUCAACAGGCCUACAAGCGUCAAUCGAAUUCGGUGAAAAUUGCUAAAAUCACCGCUUUCACCAUAAUCGUCUCGUCAUUCAUUUUGGGAGCAUUUAUUUUGGCUUCAUCAUAUUUGCAAGCCAAAGCAUCAUGUGACCAAGUGCAGGCACUUGAUUCGGUUUUAGAGAAGGAAUUGAUGCUGGAGACUUUGCAACAAGUAAACAAGGAGCUUCCACGGGCCGAAGCCUUAUUGGGACGUGAAAAUGUCAAUGAUGACGAUUUACAAAGUCUCAAUAAAAUGGAGACCGUUAAAAAGGUUGAGAUCAAAGCCGAACAAGCCACUCCCUCCGAAGAAGAGUUUAGCAUGAACAAGAUCAACAGCGACAGCGAAGAGGCUGAGGUUAUGCAAAAGUAUCCCGGUAAAAUUCCUUUGGAAUUGGACUUGAGCGAUUUGGCAGCAGCUCUUUUGCAAAACAACAAGAAAUCUCGUAUGAACUGUGUUGUCGAACGUAAACAUGCCGAGGAACUGGUUGACUCUCCCUCCAAAACUGUGGCCUUGCCCUUCGGCAUGAAUUUGACCACUGAACCCAAGAAGGCUCGCAUUACUGGUGAACGCAUUUCGAUUUUCUGCGAAAGUGGCAACGAAAGCAAGGAACAAGACUCGUCCAAGAGUUCUCGCAGUGAAGAUGAUGAUGACAGCGAUGAAGAUGUUGAAUCUAUUCGCCCCAUGUUCUUCCCCUUCCAACGCGUGCCAAUUCCAUUCGGACCCAUCCCCAACCGUUUCCCAUUGACCCAUAUGCCACAGCGUAUGGAACCCAUGAAGCCACGUCACCAACCUGAACAAUUGCCCGGUUUCUUGCGUCAAAUGCCCCCACCACCACCACCAUUCCAGCAGUUGCCCAUGCGUCCCCCCAUGCCACCACAAGUGAUGCAGGCUCCCCACCCUGAACCUCAACGUAUCUUGCGCAUUCAAGUUCAUCAGAUCCCCUUGAGAGAGUUGAUACAUGUUGCUGAUGAUGUGCCCCAACAAAUCCAGCCACCACAACAGGCUCCUCUGCCACAACAACAACAACUCCAACAACAACACCAACAACAAAGCGAGUCCCAGCAACAACAAGAUAGUCCUCAAAGGCCAUUCUUCCAAAUCCAACGUAUGCCCUUAGAUUUGGCCUUGGAGCGUGCCGGUAUUACCGCUGAAGAUUUGGCCAACAUUCAACGCAUGACCGAAGAUCGCAUUAACGAAGAAUUCCGUCGUCUGACCAUCGACUCCGAUGAGGAAGACAACAGCAAUAGCUCCGAAGACGAUGAAGAACCCCGUGAGGCAAGCAGCAACAGCGAGCAAGAAAAGUCCCAGCAACAAGAGAGCCAACAAUCUGAACAAGAUUCGGAGCAACAACAACGUCAAGCCCGCAUGCAAGCCAUGCCCAUCCAAAGACUCAUCCUGCAACCUUUGCCUGAGCAACCACGUGAUACCAUGAUCCCACCCAUGCCCGAUCGCCGCAUGCCAAUGGGUCAUCCCGGCUGGGGUCGUUCCCUUGCUCAACCUGUUAGCAUACCUGUGCCCAUGAUGGAUGGCCAAAACGAUAUGUCCGCUCAAAAUGAUGAUUCCUCGUCUUCCUCCUCCUCCUCCGCUGCCGAUGAGUCCGAGAGACCACAUUAACUUUUUUUUUCUUUUAUUUCUACUUACAGUUGUCCACCCACGUUCCGUCUAAGAAUCUGAUUGUAUUAAAUCAUCUGUGAUGUUUUGCUGCUAAUUUCAACCCAAAAUGGAAUCUCCAAAUAUCCAAUAUUUUAAUAAAACCCAACUAUACACACGCACACACACAUAUACAGAAAGAGCAAUAAACAAUGGCAGCUGUAAUUAAUCUCUUCCGAGUGUAUAAAUUUCAAUGUUUCCCUUUUUAUUAUUUUGGCUACUUGUAAGAAAAUAAUAAUAAUUGGUCCAUUCGAAAAAAAUAAAUAUUAUAUAAACCAACACAGCAUAUGUGUGUAAUCUCUA